UGCCUUGCUGGUCAGGGAUUUGAACCAGCAAUCUUAUAAUUACAAGCGUGCUUCACUGACCAUUAAGACACCACUGCCCACAUGGGGACCAGGGGGACCCUGCAGUAGCCACAACAGUAGUUGUGUGCAGGAAUCACAUAAUCCUCACCCUGAGUUCACAGUUAUCCUAGUGGCUGGGACUGCAACCUCUUGGUCAUUAGUCUAGUUCUGUACUGUUGGUUCAUACCAUUCCAACCUCUGGGAACUUGAUCCAUAAAGCACAUGUCAGGAGCAUUGACUUUGUGUGUCUGCACUUCACUGACUCUUUACUGGUCUCAUUCCCUCCUAUCCAAUCUGUCAUCUCUCCCUGCUUUUUUUUGUCAUCUAGAAGAGCUUGAAUUAUUUACAGCACCCUUUUACCUUUACCCCUUGUCAUCUUGUUUGUGUCUAUUGUUAAUCUCCUUCCUUAUUUCCUCUCUCGUUCUCUCUCUCUCUCUCUCUUUGUCUAGCUUCUCAAAUUAGUUCCAGAGGCUCAUCUAUAAAUGAUUAGGCCUGAGCCGCUGUGUGUCUUUGUACGUUGGGCUUUUGUAGUUUGUCUGUGCACGGACCCUCGAGGGUUUGGGUUGAGUUUGGGUGAGUGUGGUAAUUGGACGUACAGCUGUUAGACUGAAUGGGCUACGUUGGAGCUAUGACAUGUGAUUAAAUAAAAACCAACUUAAUAAGACAAUGUACACUUUUGUAAAAAAUAAAGAAACCCUGUGACUCAAGCUAAAAGACUCACUUCUGGUUAUCUCAGAACUCAGAAUAUCCUUUCUGGAUACCAUAGAUCCCUGAAUAUCAUGAAACAAGGAUCUCUCUUCUAGUUGCAAAUUCACCGUCAAGGUUUUCAAGGUGGAAAGCCUUCUUUUGCUCUUAAAACAGUUUUAUGGUUGUGAUUUCCUCAAUUUGACUACUGUGUAUGAUAGACAUGCAGGGUAUGAGUGCUAUAACCUGCCAGACUGACAAACUCACUCCACAGCCAUGUUAAACACUUCUCGUCCAUGUAGGGUGACUUGAUAUCCAGGCAUCCGGAACACUUCUCGCAUGCACGGGGUGACGUGAUACAUCGGUAUUCUAAAUAAUUCUUGUCCAUGUCAGGUGAUUAAGAGACAUCAUGCACAUUUCCCAUCUGCACUAGGUGACUUUCUUCAUAUUUAUUCUGAACACCCAGAACUGGGUGAAAUUAUUCCGCUGAAAUCUUGUGCUCUUCUUGACUAAGCUCACAUCUCCGUAAGCAUGGUUAGCAUGGGGUUGGUAUGAGGUCCAACCAUGGGUACCGUGGUUAGUCUGCUUACGUCACAACAGACAUUUGUGGGAUGGGGGAGUCAGUAGUCUGUGGUUAGACUGAAUGAUGAAUGUGGCGCUUUUAUUGGGAGUCACUGGCUCUGAAGAGCAGAUUUUUGGUCUGGAAUUAGAAUCCAGAGCACUGCCCAAUAGCUAAUACUGCAUUUAUCAUAGCUACCGCCCGAACUUUGGAAUUAGCAGCAGAGAAAGCAAGAAUAAUAACACUAAUAGUCCUACUUUCUGCUUCGAGCAUCAUACUAAAUCUGUCAGGCGGCUUUAAGACCGCAGUAAAAUGAGCUGCAUGACGUCGCUGUGUUGACACUUCCAGAUGAGUUUGGCGCCCUGUUGGGUUAUCUGCGGACAAAGACGGCUUCGUGGGAGUAGACUCGGCACAGUACCGGUACACUCAUCCGGGUAUUCAUUACAGCGACACGUCUGGCAGCCAUACCCCUGAUGCAGUACCCGAUCUACCUAUUACACUAGGAUCAGGGCGUUGACAGCAGCUCCAACAAAGGUUCACCUGCCUCUCGCUACCUGUAAAGCUUAGGUAAUAAUAUGGUGAGGUCAUCUGCUAGGACGCUGCGUACCCUCCCCCGGUCUUUUUAUUAUUGGCGUGGCUGUAUGUGGCACGCUUGGGGAGAUGACACCAAACAAGAUCAUUAGUCUGGAUUGCUGUGUGCUGGCUCAUCUCAGACCCAUGUGAACAUGCUUGGGAAGAAGAUUCUAGCCCUUUGGUUCAUGUCUGUUUCUCUGCUUUUCCUCAAAAAAUGCACCCCAAAGCUGUUAAAGAUCACAUAAGUGUGACAGGAUCCUUAUAUAAUACUAUGCUGAUAGUCAACGGUAGAGGACCAGCGUGGAUUUCCGGUUGUCUGGCUGUGUGCAGACGCAUGCAGUCAUGAUUCCUCCUAUCUUUUCCUCCCAGGUGGCCAUCAAAUCCAUCCGUAAAGACCGGAUCAAGGAUGAGCAGGACAUGGUGCACAUCCGCCGUGAGAUUGAAAUCAUGUCCUCCCUCAGACACCCUCACAUCAUCUCCAUCUAUGAAGUGUUUGAAAACAAGGACAAGAUAGUGAUCGUGAUGGAGUACGCCAGCAAGGGUGAGCUGUACGACUACAUCAGCGAGCGGCGCCGUCUGAGCGAGAGGGAGACCCGACACUUCUUCCGGCAGAUCGUCUCCGCGGUUCAUCACUGUCACAAGAAUGGGGUGGUGCACAGGGACUUGAAACUGGAAAAUGUGCUACUGGAUGAAAACUGUAAUAUAAAGAUUGCUGACUUUGGCCUUUCCAACCUCUACCACAAAGACAAGCUCCUGCAGACCUUCUGCGGCAGCCCGCUCUACGCAUCGCCCGAGAUAGUCAACGGGAGACCGUACCAUGGCCCAGAGGUUGACAGUUGGGCUUUGGGAGUACUGCUGUACACCCUCGUCUAUGGGACCAUGCCAUUCGAUGGAGGCAAUCACAAGACCCUCAUCCGCCAGAUCAGCAACGGCGAGUAUCGAGAACCCACCCAGUCGUCAGACGCCCGCGGGCUGAUCCGCUGGAUGCUGAUGGUGAACCCAGAACGGCGGGCCACAGUGGAGGACAUCGCCAACCACUGGUGGGUCAACUGGGGCUGGAGGAACAGCGUGUGCGACUGUGAGGCUCAACGGGACGCCGGCUCACCCAUGCUAGCUCGCCUACUGGACUGGCAGAGCCGCAGCGAGCCCCGGUCCGCCAGGGCACCGCGGCCCGACCCGCCGCCCUUCGCUCACCAGCGCUCCAAGAAGUCCAAGAAGGAUGGGUCGGCGCCCUCUUGUGAUGGGGAUGAUAAACCUGGUUUGAAGAGACCCAAGGGCAUCCUGAAGACCCGACCACUUGGCGAGCAGCGUUCCAGCAGUUUGGGGGAGGUGCAGCUGGGGGCCGGGCUACUCCAGCAGGGAGCAGAGGUAUGCUCCAGUCCCGAGCGCGAGGAGGAGGACGAGGAGGAAGAGGAGGGAGAGGAACCCACCCCGUCCGAAGGUUCACCCACCAAAAUGGCACCCACCCUCCCCAAGAAAGGCAUUCUGAAGAACAGUCAGCAACGGGAAUCAGGGUACUACUCAUCCCCCGAGCGCAGUGAGUCUGCCGAGCUGCUGGGGGGCGCCAUGCUGACCUUGUCCACGGGCUCACAACCAAAGCGGCUUGCCGGCAGGAAGGGUAUCCUCAAGCGGAACGGGAAGUACUCCACCUACAGCGGCCCGCCCCCUGCUGCCCUCUCCGGGGAGCCCCCGCCCGGCGACUCGGGCCUCUCCCGCAGCCAGAGUCGCCCUUCCAGCAUCGUAGCUGAAGACAGCGGCCUGACCGGCUCCACCUUCAGCAGGGUCGACUGGCCGCCUGCCUCCACCCGGCCCAACAUCAGGGUGUGCGUCUCUGCGGAGAACCUGCUCCAGCUGGCUGGCUUCAGGGGCCUCCAGGCGGUGUCGGGACUCCACGGGGGCAAGCUGAGCCGGGGGGGGCAGGGCUCCCCGGGCGACAACGGCAGCUUCUCCUUGCUGGGCGACCUGGACGACAUGACUCAGGUGUACCAGCAGGCGCUAGACAUCAGCAGCAGCUUGAUCUAGGGAGAAGCAAGACUGGGGACACGGGGGACAGUGUAUGUGUGGGUGGGUGUGCGCGAGAUAUAGACGACCAGUGAGUACCUGGGAUAGUCCAUGUGGCAGCUGAGGGCUGCCGUAUCAGAGUGAAGGCCACCCUGCACAGGAUACGGCUCGUACACAUAGAGAAACACACAGGCACAGACAUAGAAACCCAGAGAUAUGCGGAAACCACACUUCAGAGGAACCCGGAGUCUCACACUCACGCACUCACCCUCCGCGCCCCCGCCUGUGUCCCUCCCGGUGGUCAUCUCCAGGGCAUGUGGCCGCACUCGCGUGUGACUCUUUCGUGUCGUGCCCCGCCCCUUGCCUCUUGUUGUGUCCAAAUGUUUACAUAUUGUAUAGAGGGCGUGUCGUUAAGCGGCUGGCGCCCUGGCUCUCCAACCCGUCGCUAGUUACGGGUCGCCAGUCUGGGUUUACAGAAGCACCUUAAAACUCACCCAGAGCGGCAUUUCUCGCCGUCCCUACAAACCAGGGUCCUGCUUCCUCACUAUUUAUUGUUUCUUCUCCCAGAAAAGGUGACACGACAAAACUGGUAUUUGCUCACCCAGUAUCUCCAAUCCCCAUGUGGAGCUGACAUAUAUGAUUAUCGUGUAACUCGAUCCGCCUACCUUAUAUAUGACAAAAAAAAAACCUUCACAUGUAAAAUGUGAGGCUACAUCUGACUUGAGCAGGGCAUGCAUGUCCAGUAUUUACAGACUUAGGUAUGGCAUGAGGAAUGUGUAUGACCUCUGUAGGAAGUGCCUUUUAAAUCCAUAUCUUGAUUGUGUAUGUCAUUUCCUAAAAGUGGAGAUUGAUACCCGGUUAGUCAGUCACUGAGUGUGGUCUUCUUGAUGAAUGUUGACACCCAGGACCUAAAAAGAUCUGCUAAAAUGCUACCCCGUCCCCCUUCAUCAGUGUGGAGCAUCAUGGGAGAUGAAACUGGGCCAGUCACCCCGACAUGGAAUCACGGGGUCUCCCAUGGCCCAGUUGGGUCUCGUGGUGAUGGCCUUGCAGUUGACUGGAAAGCACCAGUCAAACUAGAUUGUCCUCUGGAUCCCUCCUGAGAUUCCACAAUUAAAUACUUUAAGACAAAUAUAAACCCCAUCUCCCCUUAAACUCUUUUUCUUAUGGGGAGUGGCCAUUCAGAGAUGCUUCUCUGGUGUUUAAUCCCCUUUCAAAAGGGAGAGUGAGAAAGAAACAUUCUCAGAUCUUGUUUUCAUUGUCUAGGGUUACUGUUUACUCUGAGAGGGAAAUAUUCCGCUGAUUACUUAGCGGGCCAUAGAAACAAUUAUAGACAUGAUUGUAGGCCAAGACACAUUUGCACUGGUGGCUGUGAUGUUGUAACGUUAGACACAGAUGGAGGUUCCUCUCUUGCCAGAGAUUUAAAUUCCUGGCCGCUGUCGAGCUUUGUCGUGUGUGUACUCGUUUUAUGAGCACGUGAGAUAGUGACAUAGAUAGUGUUUUUUUUUUUUAUUCUGAAGAAAGACAGAGGAAGGUGUAAAAUGAGAGAUAGAGUCAGAGACGUAGAUUAGUCGAGGAAUGUGGAGAAUUGGUGAUGUGUUGACCUCUGACCCCUCUCCCCUAGAAGAGGAAUGAGAGGUGAUGAGGAAAAGCCAUGUAGGAUGUAAGUAGGAAGAUGGAGCAUGAGCGUGAUAAGCUGAAGGAGUGUGGAAAGUCUUGUUUUAGAAGCCAAAGAAGGAGAAGAGCUUUAAUGGAGGGAGCUAAUCACAGGAAACCAGGAAGAGACAGCUGCAGCUGAGAGGUUGUGUUUUGUGCUGAAAUACACCAAAGAGCAAGAAUGUACUGCUUUUAGACCCCCCACCCCUGUUUUCAUGGGCUCUCUCAGAAGAAGAUUGUGCAUCUGAGCCGAAGAGCUUGUGGACCAACUUCAUAGGAGUCGGAAAAUGGGGGCCGUCACAGAGUCCCAGCCAAUCGGCGGCCACUGGUGGAGCACUUAGAUCAACUGAGCGAUGCUGGGAGAAGGCCACGCCCAAUAGGGUUCCUUCCAGGGGUGGUGCGUAGUGUGGGCUGGUGCCCCAGCGACGGUGGUCCUAGUGGGGAUGCUUCACAAGUUGGGGAGCUACAGCGCCUUUUCCAGCCGCGUCCUUUAAUCAGUUGCCAGGGCGAUCUGCAAUGCCGUUCCCAUAGACGCAGCCCAAAGGAGCAGUGCCACACUGAACGUUUGUACAGUUCAGUGUGUAGCAAGGUCUUGGGUCAAAAAAAGACACACUCAAGGUGACCUGCAUUUGGUUUUGUAUUGUUAUUGACAUUAUUGUUGUUGUUUAACUGGAUUUACAGUGAUGAAAUUAUACUAUGUUAGUAUUUUGAUUAAUAGCGCUUUUGUUUUUGAUUCUACAAAAUAUAGAUACUUUAUAUUGCUUUAUUUUUUAUGACAGAAACCGAGUUAGUUCCUGAUUUUAGCUGCUGGCCAAGAAUACAUUUUAUUCCAGCAUGAGGGUGGUGUCUGCAGUUGUGGGUGGAGCCAACUAGGAUGGGAGGGGCCCAACACAUGACCCCCGAGCCAACACCCACCAGCCUCAUCUCUUGGCCUGGUGUCAUGUGACCUUAAUGGUUAAAGUACCACAUACAAGGAGCUCUCGCUAUCAGGUGACUACGACGCAUGACAGUGCCUAGUACAGAGAGGGAAAAAUCACGCUAACUUGCUUUCUGCCAUACUGGAUAUAACAGGUGCAUGUUCUGUAGGAGGAAGUGUAAUAUUAGGAGAACUUGACUGGAUAUUGCUAUGGUAACAAUAGUAAUAAUAUGAUAUUUAAGUAUGCUUUUUUUUUUGUUACGGUUCAUUACUAUUGUCGUUAAUGACAUGAUUAUUAUUUUUGGUAAUAAUUUGUAAACCUGGACUGCUAAGGUGCUUUCUGAAUAAUUCCUUUGCUAUCAGUAUGAUCAUGUUUAGGUAUAAUAAUCAGAAUUAUUAUCAUUGUUUUGUAUGUUUUUUAUUUUAAUUUAUAGAUGGUAAAGCCAUUUAACAUGGCAUAUAGCUACUCUGUCCAUGCUACAACUCAAGGCCAUGUGGAGGGAAGUGGCAGAAUCGACAGGGGUCAUCAUGAUAGGCAGUGCUUUACUUGUGUUGUAAUAGCCUCGGUCUACUCGUCAGCCAGUUAUGAUACGGUGCUGCAAUAGCCUUGAUCAUUGUGUAACUGUACAGUGAUUAGGAUGUAUUGUCCUUCUGUUCCCUGGGUUCUUCGCUGGAAAUCGUGGAAUGAGAGCCUGCUCACCCCUGUCUUUCCACCCUGACGAUGCCACUAGUACUGAUUCAAAUAAACUGAUAAUUUUU
Paramormyrops kingsleyae is the source of this 7184-nucleotide messenger RNA. The record is from RefSeq and is a predicted model, not a curated record. NCBI's taxonomy places the organism in Eukaryota, Metazoa, Chordata, Actinopteri, Osteoglossiformes, Mormyridae.